Maniola jurtina (meadow brown) is the source of this 408-nucleotide messenger RNA. RefSeq lists its product as uncharacterized. The transcript is spliced from 3 exons. NCBI's taxonomy places the organism in Eukaryota, Metazoa, Arthropoda, Insecta, Lepidoptera, Nymphalidae. The coding region runs from base 1 to 399 and encodes 132 amino acids. The record is from RefSeq and is a predicted model, not a curated record.
AUGUCUACACCCGGUCGAGAUCGCGCUAACCGUCCACUCUCACGCAGAUGUGUCAAUUGUUCUCUGAGUUUGGCGCCUAAUCUUCGAAGACGACCAAUUGAAGAAUUAGACGAACAAUUGCUAAUUAUUCUACGAUCUUGGAUAACGCCUACAAUCGUAUCCUCUGAUGACAUUCUAUGUAUUGAAUGUUUAGUGCUAUUACAAGAGCGCGGGCUAACAAACACAACUCCAUCUCAAGUAGAGGUAUCUCCUGCUCUUGGACAUCUAAACGUAUGUUUUGGAUGUGGAAUCUCAAUUGCAAGUCGAAGAACUCACCAAGUUUCUCAAGACAGUCCUCAAAGGACCUUUAUCUUAAGAUGGACUCCAGCUCAUCAUAUGGUAAUCAAUCUUAUUUUUUAGGUCAGACAU